This is a messenger RNA of Pangasianodon hypophthalmus (striped catfish), 3840 nucleotides long. RefSeq names its product major histocompatibility complex class I-related gene protein. The transcript is spliced from 6 exons. Gene Ontology annotation, cellular component: external side of plasma membrane. The record is from RefSeq and is a predicted model, not a curated record. The coding region runs from base 317 to 1366 and encodes 349 amino acids. Gene Ontology annotation, biological process: immune response. Lineage: Eukaryota; Metazoa; Chordata; Actinopteri; Siluriformes; Pangasiidae.
UGGCAGAAGGAGAUGAUGAUCAUGAUGAUGAUGAUGAUGCUCAUGAUGAAGAUGAUCACUGUCCAGCAGUUAGAGCUGUAAUCGAUGCGUGGGUGGUGCGCAUGCGCAGUUGCAGGUCUUCAGCAUCAUCAUCUACCCAGAAACGGAUGAGAAUGAAAGUGCAGUAGUUUUUAUUGGUGAGGCAGAACUUCAGCUCAGGGUUUGUCCAGGAAGAGAGAAGACUAGGCCUUAACACGCAGCACGAAGCGCUCAAACCGUCACAUCUGGGCAGAAACAGUCCUGAAAAUCCAUCAGUGUGGAGUUUAUACAGUAAAGUAUGAUGAUGAUGAUGAUGAUGAUGAAGAUGAUGGUUGUGGUGUGUGUGUUUGUCACACUCGGUGGUCUCGCGCCCGCUUUCGGAGGUGAGCACUCUCUGUAUUACACCUACACGGCUCUCUCUAAACCUCUCAAUCUCCCCGGCAUCUAUGAGUUCAUCGCAGUGGGCAUGCUCAAUGACCGAGAACUCGACUACUACAGCAGCAAGACUCAGGCUAAGGUUCCUAAACAGACCUGGAUGAAAGAGAAGAUCCCACAGGAUUACUGGGAUAAAGGCACUCAGUCCCGCAAGAGCAAAGAGCAGUGGUUUAAGGUCAACGUGGACAUCCUGAUGGAACGCAUGAGACACAAUAAGUCUGACCUUCAUGUUCUUCAGUGGAGACAUGGCUGUGUGGUUAAUGAAGGUACAGAUGGGAAUAUUAAAUUUGUGAGAGGAGUUGAUGAGUACAGCUACGAUGGGUCUGAGUUCCUCUCCUUCGAUGAGGUAAACUCGAGGUGGAUUGCUCCUGUCGCAGCUGCUGAGCCGACCAAAAGGAAAUGGGAUGAUGUGCCCAUCCUUAACCAGUACACCAAGGGCUAUCUGGAGAAAGAGUGUGUGGACUGGCUCAACAAGUUCAUGGAUUAUGGAAAAAAAGAGCUGAGAAAACAUUCUCCACCAGAUGUACAUCUGCUUGCCAAGAAAUCAGUAAGUGACCCUGGCAAGUUGACCCUGACCUGCCUGGCCACAGGUUUCUACCCUCCAGAUGUACAGAUGCAUUUGAGGAAGCUCAGAACUUCUCUACCUGAACAUCUGGUAACAUCUUCAGGAGUCAGACCCAAUGGUGAUGGCACCUACCAGCUGAAGAAGAGUGUGAACAUUGUGGAGGAUGACAAAGCACUUUACGAUUGUUAUGUGACCCACAGCAGUCUUGAAAAGCCUAUAAUCGUAGGUGGGGAACAAUGCAAAGAAUGUGACACAGGUCCGAGUACUAUCAUCGGAGCAGUGAUUGGAGCUGUGCUUACGCUGGCUGUGGUUGCAGGAGUCAUCUUUUUCCUUAAAAAGACAGCAUGAAGACAAGGAUCUCAAACCUGAAGAUAUGAGUGUGGGGAAUUGACAAAUGUACCACUGAUGUACCAAAUAAUAUCAGAUAUCAAAUAAUAUUGAUGUUAAUGUUUUACCUACUUUUCCAUCCACAGCAAGAUUUGCAAGAAAUGUAUGAAGCAUAAAAUUGCAUUAUGUUUUGAAAACUUCAAAGUUAAAUGGUUUUGUACAAAAUGAUCGGGAUCAGAUUGUGUUAAGGUGACCACAGAUGAUCAGCAGCUAAACCAUUUUGCACCAACAAAGUCAGUGGCUACGUUUACAUGCACAUCAAUAUUCCUGUAUUAAUCAGACUUUGGCGAUAUUCUAAUUAUUUUUGAGUCGUGCAUCUAAACACCGCAAUCCGAUUGCCUGAUUCAGAUUAAGACAAUAUUCUGAUUCCCCAAAUUCCGACUACAUUUACAUUACAUUUACAUUUAUGGCAUUUGGCAGACGCCAAUCCCUGGAAUACACCUGUUUUAAUCGGAAAUGUGUUUCAUGUAAACACUUUAUUCAGAAAAUCCACUGAAAUGAGAUAUAUUCGCAGCUCAGCCCGCAAGGAAUUGUGGGUGCUAACAGGUGCUUAGCAGUAGGCUAGGUAUUUAGGAACGGCAACUCAGGCAAACUUACAACAACCAAACCCUGUAUACAGGAAUAUUCCGAUGCCUGUACGCAUAUAAACAUCGUAUUCGGAAUAAGGCUGCAACCCAAAUAUAGACCUUAAAUGGAAUUUGAUGUGCGUGUAAACGCAGUCAUUGUUUCCCCAUGGAGAGAACCAGUGGGCAUCACACACCGCUCGGAUUUAACGUCUUGGCGCUGCGCUCAAAGCUCACUCAGCUUCAAAUUUGACCCAAACAAUCACAUAAGCUCUCGAAUAUUUCGUAAGAUUAAAUUUGCUAGUUAGAAUGGAGGAGCAGCUAAUUAUCUGUGUGUCUCCUUAUCCAGAGCUUUUUAGAAUAUGCCUUUAUUGUCAUUGUCACGGGUACAACGAAAUUUAAAAGUGCUCUUCAGUCAGUGCCUAAUCACACUGAGUGUUAAAAAGCAUAAUAAUUUAAAUGCUAGGACAAUGCUAAAAUAUAAUAAUUUAAAUGCUAGUACAAUGCUAAAAUAUAAUAAUUUAAAUAUUAGGACAAUGCUAAAAUAUAAUAAUUGAAUAUGAUAAUACUAAAAUAUAAUAAUUUAAUAAUUUAAAUACUUUAGAAUUGCUAAAAAUAUGAAUAAAUAAGAAUAAAUAUACCUUAAACUGCACAUGAGCAUACCCACACACAUGCAAUAUAUAAAAAUGUUGAACAUGAUUCUACAUCCUACACAUACGUCCACUGUUUCACAGAUCCAGCAAGAUACAGAUUGAAAUAUUGUAUGUUAUUUUUUAGCAGCAUUCAGAGCAGUUAUUGCAAUUGGAUAAAAACUGUGCUUGAGUCUAUUCGUCCUUGCAUUAAUUAACCUGUGCCAUCUGCCAGAAGGCAACAGUUCCAACAGGGAGUGUCCAGGAUCUGAAGUGUCUUUAGCUAUGUUCUGUGCUUUUUUAAGACAACAGGAGCUGUGUAAGUUUUCUAAUGUGGGGAGAGGGCAGCCGACAAUCUUUUGGGCGGUGCCCAGCUGGUGUACCAAAUGCAUAUACAGCAUGUUAGUACACUUUCGAUGGAGACUCUGCAGAAGGACACCAGCAGUCUUUGUGUGAUGUUAUUAUUCCUCUUUAAAGAAAAAGCCUUAAAGAAUCGAUCCCAUGGCUCUGUACCUCUGUAGUAUCUCAUGCACAUGUAUUUUCUUGCAUUCUCUUUUUUCUUCUUGAACCACUAUAGCUUCCGACAGUUACAGGUCACAUGUUCAACUCUGUGAGGGUUCACAGAGAAAAUAUUUCAUACACAGUAAUCCCUACGCAUUUACAAUAAACGUGAAGAACGGCAUGUGGAGAGAAUACUGAGUGGAUUGAAAGAACGUUGGGUUUUUUAUAUAGUGUUUGAGUGUUUGUUACACUGUAGACUUAUUUUUCACAAGUCAUUUCAGGUCAAAUCAUUAUUAUGAACAGUUACUGAAAUCACAGUAUGUAGACUACUGUAAGUAUUUUACUAUGAAUAUCUUAUCCAGUCUUGUUCAAUAUAGCUAGUCUUUUCCCAGUCUUUUGCUUUGAGUGUUCGUUUCAUUAUGAGUGUGUAUUUUUAUGGUAAUAAGUAAGUAUUAUUGACUACGUCAUAUGAAUUUAAAUGGCUAAAUUUCUGACUUUUUUAUUUUACUUUAUUGAUAAUUGUGUUUUAUGAUGGAAAUUGAAUUUUUGUUUUUAAAAACCUCUUUGUUGAAAACAAGGGUUUAAAAAGACAAGGUACAGUUUAAAUCCAAAUGGUAUUGAGAAGCAGAACCACAUACCUGUGUUUACGAGGCAAUAAUGCUGGUCAUUUACUUUCAAGUUAUGUUUUAUUUACUUGGAGUAUUUCCUAAAUAAAAUGUGCUUUUUGCUUGCUCUGUCCACA